Mytilus trossulus (common blue mussel) is the source of this 801-nucleotide messenger RNA. RefSeq lists its product as uncharacterized. Bases 1 to 801 code for a protein of 266 amino acids. Gene Ontology annotation, cellular component: plasma membrane. The transcript is spliced from 5 exons. Lineage: Eukaryota; Metazoa; Mollusca; Bivalvia; Mytilida; Mytilidae. The record is from RefSeq and is a predicted model, not a curated record.
AUGAAAUUCAGGAUACUAUGUGCUUGGAUAACUUGGAUACAGAUACGUAGUGGAUCAAGUUAUUUCAACUAUGAAUAUCUUGGUUGCUACAAAGAUAACGGAGACAGAAUGUUAGAUUUGAUAAUAACCGAUGGAAGUAUGACUGUUGAGCUUUGCUACAACAAAUGUUCACAAUAUUCCCACUUUGGGGUACAGAUGAAAAGACAAUGUUUCUGUGGAUACUCAACGGAGGAUGCAACUAUUUACCCACGAAGACCAGAAAAUGAGUGCAACAAGGCGUGUGUCGGCAAUACAAGCCAAACAUGUGGAGGGCAUUGGAGAAUGAAUGUCUAUAGAAAGGUUUCAGUCGAUAUCACCUCUGCUGCAAAUACUGUUACAACAACGUUCCCUGAUUUGACAAGUUCAAAUACUGACUCUACAGUUGCAAAAUUACAUGAUUCGACAAGUACAAGUACUGACUCAUCAUUUACAACGUUACAUGAUUCGACAAGUACAAGUACUGACUCAUCAUUUACAACGUUACAUGAUUCGACAAAUACAAGUAAUGACUCAUCAUUUACAACGUUACACAAUUCGACAAGUACAAGUACUGACUCGAUAGUUUCAACGUUACCUGAUUUGAAAAGUUCAAAUACUGACUCAACAGUUACAAUUUUACAUGAUUCGAGAAGUCCAAAUACUGAUACAACCAUUACAAUGGUAUCUGAUUAUACAAGUUCAAAUACUGACUCAAUAGUUACAACGUUACCUGAUUGGAUUUACCUGUACUUAAGGAAUAUGGCUGAGUCAAGCAUUAUAUAA